Molecule: messenger RNA, 2562 nt
Organism: Thyridium curvatum
Lineage: Eukaryota; Fungi; Ascomycota; Sordariomycetes; Thyridiales; Thyridiaceae
Exons: 2
Coding region: 1-2562 (853 amino acids)
Biological process (GO): exocytosis; Golgi to plasma membrane transport
Cellular component (GO): cytoplasm; exocyst
Source: RefSeq, a predicted model, not a curated record
AUGGAGAGGGCUGGGUCGGGAGGCUCAAGGGCCCUUUUUCCCAAAGGCCCCAGCUUCACACUUGAUGACUUCUCCGGCAAGGACUUCAUUGUGCGAGACUUUGUUGAUUCACUGGCGGAGACAGCAGUACCUGCAAACAGGCGGUCUGGUCCAGCGCACCAGGCAUUCGACCCCAAGCCCCUAAUCAGGACCUUUGAGAAUGCCCUAUCCCAGCUAGGAUCGCUCACUGAAGACCUUCAGGAACGAGAGUCCGAGAUUCUCUCUCAUGUGCGGCGGGCCGAGAUCCAACAUGACCAGACUCUUGACACUCUCGGGCGCAAGCUUGACCAAUCAAUGGAGCAGUUCGAGGCGUUGGAUCUUAGUUUGAACAACCCCAACGGAACAAAUGCCUAUGAUAGAGGCAGCCGGGCAGAUGGAGGUGGCAAUAUCGCCGUACAGAUUGGCGAGAAACUGGAAGAGCUAGACAGGAAGCGAAGGAGAGCGCUGGACGCCAACUUCCUGAUCCAGUGCUGGAUGGAGGUUUGCGAGACUGGUGAGCUGUCGUCGUUACAGGAUAUACAAAGGCAAGGUGGCGCAGAAAACAAGGUCCGAUGCGCCGUCAUUGCGCGACAACUGAUGCGCAUCAGCCAACGACUGGAUCCGACAUCAUGGAGUCAAACAAACGGCACCCGUGGCAAUGGGAUUACAAACGGCGUUACCGGGACGAGUCGAAAACACAACACACGAGAAGUGUUGGAGAAGUUCUCCGAGACUCUCGAACAGGAUCUGCUGAAGCAAUUCAACAACAGCUACCGCCGGCAGAACUUCGAUGACAUGAUGGAGUGUGCGAAGGUGCUUCACGACUUCAACGGAGGCGCCAGUGUCAUUGCCAUCUUCGUCAACCAGCACCAGUUCUUCAUCGACCGCGACCAGCUUCUCACUGAUGAAGUGACGACAGAUGGCGAGAUGUGGGACCAGUUGGCUGAUCCUGACUCUGACCCGCCAGGCGUCGAGCCUAGCCUCCAGUCUCUUGUCGACGAAGUCAAGAUUGUGAUGCAAGAGGAAUCUUUCAUCAUCAAACGCGCCUUCCCUUAUUACGAAACUGUCCUGAUCAAGUUCAUUCAGCGUGUCUUCCAGCAGUCUAUCCAGCAAAGACUUGAGAUGGUCCUUGAGAAGGCGAAUACUAUUUCGUCUCUGGCCUUCCUGAGAUCUCUCCACGCUUCAAGAGCCUAUAUCAGUGCGCUUAUCGAGGAUCUCAAGACUCAUGGCUUGACGGAGAAUCCCGAACCAUGCUCGGCACAGAUUUCUCAGACACUAGACCAACAGAUGGAAGAGUUGUUCGUCCCGUAUCUAGUUGGUAACUCUUAUAUCGACCGCGAAAGAAAGAGUUUGGAGGAGAUGUACAACUCUCUUUUGUUCAAGUUUACCCUCUAUCAUUCGAGGCGGCAGAAGGCGCCUCGUGGAUUCAUGGCGGCUAUUGCUCAACAGGGCACACAACUCAUUGCCUCAGCUAAGGACGCAUACAUGGAGCGCCUCGAUUCUUCUGAUCUUACGCCGACUCAGAAGGCGAUGAUGCUCCGAGUUGCUGGCAUCCAAGACACGGAUAAGAAGAACGAGAUCGAGGUCUCGGAGGAAGACGGUGUGCUCAGUGUUGCGAAUGCGAAGCGUAUGAUGACAUGGCUCGCGGAAAGUGUGCGGCGGACAUUAGAGCUCGGAACAGCCAGUGACACCCCCAAGGACGUCAGUGUGCUUCUCAACCUGCUCCUUACUAGUAUGGGCAAAGUCUACGUCGAGACCGCGCUUGAUGCUGCGCUUGAUCAGGCCACCCUGCAAGAAAACGUCAAGGUCGAGCCCGACCUUAGCUACCUGCCUAAUGUUCGACCGGCAGUCACUAUCACAAACAUCAUGUCACGGUUUAUGGCCACGGUUCUCAUCAGGCUGGCCGAGUCAAACACCACGGUACGAAGACAUAUGGAAGCACAGACCAAGAUGGGGAUGGAAUCCAUCGAAAAGAAGACAAACGCUGUGAUGAAGACGACCGUCGACGUUGUCAUCAACUGGGUGACCAGAUCUCUCGCGACGCAGAAGAAGACCGACUUUCGGCCGAGGGAUGACGACCUGGAGACGCUCGUCGAUUCUCUCCAAACGCAGACCUGUCUCACGAUCACCACGUUCCUGAAUCGGGUUGCGAUUCUUCUGAACCAGUCUGUGGAUGGCCACAACCUCGAAAUCAUCUCGAGCGAGCUCGCCCUCGCCAUCCACAAAUUGCUGUUUGACCACUUCAGGAAAUUCCCCGUGAACGCUACUGGCGGUCUCAUGGUCACCAAGGAUAUUGCCAAGUACGUUUCAACGCUGAAGGAGUGGCCCUUGACCAAGGAGGUGGAGGGCAUCGUCGAGGUGUUGACCGAAGUGGGAUAUCUGUUCAUCAUCGGUCCUGAAGCGCUGAGGGAGAGGUCGAGGAAUUUGGCAUCGGGGCCAGUGGGUCUGGGCAAGAGGCUGCACAAGGCAGACUUCAAAGCAUUCGUGCAGAGGAGAGAAGACGCCAGCAGUGUCGGCAUCCAGAGUGUGCUGGCUGGGCUGUGA